Molecule: messenger RNA, 2694 nt
Organism: Cokeromyces recurvatus
Lineage: Eukaryota; Fungi; Mucoromycota; Mucoromycetes; Mucorales; Mucoraceae
Product: FAS1 domain-containing protein
Exons: 4
Coding region: 81-2618 (845 amino acids)
Source: RefSeq, a predicted model, not a curated record
UUUUUGCAUAAAUUAUUUAUUUUGACAAUAUACGGGUUCUCUUUUUUCUUUUCCUUUUCUUCUAAUUACUUUAUACAAGGAUGUUAAGAAAGUUGCUUUAUAUAUUCUUGUUAUUUAUAUCAUUCUUUAUUACGUUCAGUCAUGGUGCUGAUAUAUUUGGUCAAAUAAAGAAACAUGAUUCCGUUUGGGAUAUCCUUACAACUGAUAAAAGGUUUUCACUCUUUAUUAAUCAGAUUGAAGAAAACAAGUUGGUGGAUGUCUUCAAGGAUAUAAAUGCGAAUACUUUAUUUGCUCCAACUGAUAAAGCCAUUGAAGAAGGAUUAAAUGAAGGUAUCUUAAAGCGCAGUAAAAAGAUGACAGUUGAACAAAUCUUGUAUCAUCUUAUUCCUGUUUCAAUCAAGUCCAAUGAAUUAUGGGAUGGCCGACUUUUGGAAACAAAAGCAAAAGUAGAUGAAGUUCAACAGCGUUUAAGAGUGACUAAAACCAAGGAUUCAUUAUUCGUUGGUGUAGGUGGUGAUGAAGAGCAAAGUAAAAUUAGUCAAGCAGACAUCGAGACAUCAAACGGUGUCAUUCAUGUGAUUGACAAAGUUUUAUCACUGCCUAAUUAUUUAGAUGAAGUUUUGUUUCUUAAUCAAGAUACUAAAGAUUUUUAUGAUAAAUGUGAAAAGGUUCAUCUUACAAAAGAAUUAAGACACGCUGUUGGUAACACUAUUUUCGUUGCAAAAGGAGACAUCUUUGGUGAUGAAUUGAAUCCAUUUGAAAAGAAAUAUCUUUUGGAUCAUCCAGAAGGAAAAGAAGAUUUAACUCGCUUAUUAAAUCAUCAAAUUGCUACACAAGUCUUUUUUAGUGAUACGUUUAAAGAAGGAAAAUCAAAGAUUAAAACUGUUGAAGGCUCCGAAGACCUUGAUAUUCUAGUUGAGAAUAAAAAAGGGGCUCCUUCAGAGAUUACAGUGAAUGGAGUUAAAGUAAUUCAAAAAGAUAUCUUGGCAUCUAAUGGUGUUAUUCAUGUCUUGGAAAAGCCUUUAUUACCAAAGCAUAAAGAUAACUUCCUUCAUUUAAGUACUCGUAAAGUAUUAAUUGGCAUGAAUUCAACUCGAUUUAUCAAAUUAUUUGAUGAUCAAGGUUUGGGACAUUAUUUGGAUGAUGACGACGUUGAUGAUGAUGCAAAAAUUACAAUUUUAGCUCCGCCCAAUGAAUCUUUGGAUAACAAUAAUGAAAUGAUAUUAGCUACAAAAUCCUGGCUUAAAUAUCAUCUUAUUCAUGGUUGUUAUGAGCCUUCUGAUCUACAAGAUGGACAAUUACUGGAAACAGAAUCUCAUGAUGAUUUAGGAGAUAGUCUCUAUCAACGAUUAGAUGUUCAUAUUAUCAAGUCAGAGCCAGGAGGAGGACAAGAAUCGAUUCUAUUUGGUAAAUCAGGUGUAUUAGGCAACCCAGUUUCUGUAAAUGAUAAAAGAUUAAUUUAUCCUAUUGCAAGACCUCUUACAUUACCUCGAGAUCCACUUAGUCGUCUUCCUGUCAAUUUAGAAUUAACUACUUUUGUGGCUAGUUUGUAUGCAUCUGGUUCCGAUAAGAAUAUUACUAAAGCCCGCGGUGUCACUUUAUUCGCACCCAGCAAUGAUGCAUUUAGUCGUUUAGGUCUUUUAUCAAAGUUCCUUUUACAACCAGAAUCUAAAGAUAAACUUGCUCAAGUCGUUACUUAUCAUGCUGUUCAAGGUCUCUUUUAUGAAAACUCUACAACAGAAGGUGAACAUCAUGAAAGGACCUUGUCCUCCGAUAAAAUUACUUUAAAUAAAACUCAGGAUGGAUUCUUUGUUCGUGGUUAUGGUGCGUUAGAUGGCAGUGAUCGUGAUGUGAUUGCUAAAGUCAUUGAUCGAGAUAUUCUGAUAUCAAAUGGUGUCCUUCAUACUAUUGAUCGUGUUCAAAUCCCAAGUUCACUUGAAGUAACCAAUCGUAAUUUGUUGACAGCAGAUAACACAAAUAGUUUCCUUUCUCUCUUGGAACGUACUGAAUUUGCUAAGGAUGUCUUGGAUGAUUUGAAUUCAGAUAGACCCUAUACUAUCUUGGCACCUAGUGAUCGAGCAUUUGCUAAGCUUAAUUUAAGUAACUUGAAGGAUAAACCUGACCAGUUAGAAAUGAUUGCAAAAUUACAUAUCUUACCUGUUCCUUUACCUCGUCUUGCUAAUGAAGAAGAAUCAAAGAAACCUUGGAUGAUGAUGAAAGACGAAAAGAAGGGUAGAUGGCAAGAUGAUGAACCUAAAGAUAUUUCUUAUAUUGGUACUGAUUUCCCUACUUUACUUUCACAUGAUGAUUAUGUUGUGAUUACGAAGAAUAUAGGAGGUGGUUUUACGGUUAGAGUCAAAGGUACAGCAGAAGAAAGUGCAGAUGUGAUUCAAGUAGGUCGAUCAAGUGCACGCGGUGGUGUCAUUGAAAUUGAUCGUGUCUUGAUUCCUAAGAAUGCUGACCUUCCUUAUCAUCUCUCUUGGUGGGCUAUUGCUUUAAUUGUUCUUGGUGUCUUAUUAGGUAUUGCUCUUUUAGCUGUUGCCGCUUAUCUCGGUUGGAGAUGGUAUCAAACACGUCGCCAAGGCCGUAUUGCAUUGGAUCAAGAAGAAGAACAUUAAAUAUAUAUAUAUAUAUAUAUGUGUAUAUAUAUGUAUAUGCAUAUAAAAAUAUGAAUAUGUAUAUGAAUAAAUAAAU